Messenger RNA from Penaeus vannamei (Pacific white shrimp), 831 nucleotides. Lineage: Eukaryota; Metazoa; Arthropoda; Malacostraca; Decapoda; Penaeidae. The record is from RefSeq and is a predicted model, not a curated record.
AUGGGUAUUGUGGCCAAGGAGAUCGACCACGUCCUUGUUAGGACUUGUCAGAACUGUGGGAGAGCCGAGUUCUGUGGCUCUGACCAUAGAUUGGCUGUAGUGACCCUGCAACGUGAAACAUUUGAUGUAGCCCAGGAGUCCAUUGGUGAACGUCCGAGGACUAGGCAGAAUUAUAUCUCGCUGGAGAUACUGGAGGCCACAGAUGUGUGUCGCAUGGCUCGUCUGAAUGGUAAUCAAGAUUUGCGCCGUUCCUUGGUGCGCAGGGCUAGGACUUUACUGAGAAGGGAUAAGGAACAUUUCAUCAGGAAUCUUGCCGAGGAGGUAGACCCCCCAGCAGUUAGUCUAGAUGCAAGGGAUGUUGCAAUCCAUGUGUCUGGCCCACCCACCAGUGAGGAUCCCCCUAUCCUAACUGAAGUUAGGGAGGCGAUCUCUAAGCUGAAGGGUUGGAAAGGUGCAGGCAUAUGCGAUAUCCCUGCUGAACUGCUAAAGACGGGGGGUGAGCCUGUGGCACCGGGCUUACAUGUUGUCCUGGCUACCAUCUGGCAGUCCGGUUCCGUUCCCCCUGACCUGUUGAGGGGCAUGGUAAACAUUGGGACUAGCAACUACCGUGGCAUCACUGCCCAGUAUACCAGGCAAAUGCUUCCUCGCCGUGAGUUUGGUCAUGGGCUGCUCGCAGCCUACAUCGAUCUCAAGAAGGCGUUUGAUUCGAUACAUCGCGAAUCGUUAUGGGAGAUCCUGAGACUUAAAGGAAUUCUGACACAGAUUAUUGAAUUAAUAGCAAGCCUAUAUACUGGUACUGAAAGUGCUGCAAAGUGUGGUCUCCUGGACUAA